AUGGACAUCGAGCAAUUCAGAAAGGCCGGUUAUCAGGCUAUUGAUCGUAUCUGCGAUUACUUCUAUUCUCUCGAAUCUAAGCCGGUCGUUCCUUCAGUUGAACCUGGCUACUUGAGCAAACUCGUCCCCCGGCAUGCACCCGAAGAGGGGGAAGACUUCGGCAAGAUUGCUGACGACUUCAGGGAUCUCAUCUUACCAGGUCUGACACCUUGGCAACAUCCUUCCUUCUUUGCUUACUUCCCGACCGCUUGCACCUAUGAGAGUAUCCUCGGCGACCUGUACGCUAGCAGUGUGGCCAAUCCUGGAUUCAAUGCAAGUUGGUCUGCCAGCCCUGCAUGCACCGAACUCGAGGUCAUCGUGAUGGACUGGGCCGCGAAAUUGUUCGGUCUGUCCCCGGAUUUCUACAACUCGUCUGAGGUCGGUGGUGGAGUGAUCCAGACUACGGCUUCCGAUUCCUGUCUUGUAGCCGUAGUUGCAGCGCGCUCUCGUUACCAGAGAACACACCCCGACGUCAAGAUGGAGGAAUUGGUCAUCUACACCACCACACAGACUCAUGCACUUGGAAAAAAGGCUGGUUUGAUCUUGGGGUUGCAGGUCAAGUCCUUGGAGGUGGACAGCACGGACGAGUUUGGUCUCCGAGGAGAUAGCCUGAGAACAGCCCUGAAGGAAGACAUUGCCGCUGGUCUCAAGCCCUUCAUCUUCAUCGCCACUGUCGGAACCACGUCUUCCGGUGCCAUCGAUAACCUCAAGGAGAUCGGUCCCAUCCUCCAGGACUUCCCCGAUGUCUGGCUCCACAUUGACGCCGCCUGGGCUGGUGUUGCCAUGUCCUGCCCCGAGUACAGAGAGUCGCUAGGUCUCAACGAAAUUAACCAAUACGCUACCUCUUAUUGCACCAACUUCCACAAAUGGGGCCUGGUGAAUUUUGAUUGCUCGGGACUUUGGAUCAGGGACAGGAAGCUCCUGACCGAUGCUUUGGACGUCACGCCUUUAUACCUGAGGACAAAGGAGGCUGACGCAGGGACUGUUAUCGACUACCGCAACUGGCAACUGAGCCUGGGGAGACGCUUCCGUUCCCUCAAGGUCUGGUUCGUUCUCCGAAGUUAUGGUGUUUCCGGCUUCCAGAAGUAUAUCCGCGAUUGCAUCGAGAAGAACAAGGUUUUCACCAAGUUGGUCGCUAAGUCGGAGGCCUUCGAGAUCGUCACCGAGCCUGCACUCUCCUUGACCGUGUUCCGCGUCGUUCCCAACCAGAAGAGCACCACAAAACCGUCAUUGGAAAGCCUGAACUCCCUGAACGCAUCCUUCUUCAGCAUCGUUUCUGCUCGAAAGGACCUCUUCGUCACUCAGACCAGUCUCAACGGCAUGAACUGCGUCAGAUUCGUCGUUGGUUCUGCAAGAACCACGGACGAACACGUCCACAAGGCUUUCUAUGUAUUGGAGUCCGAAGCAAAGAAAGCUUUGGCUUCUUGGUCGCAAACACCCAGAGAGAUCACUCAAUGA
Messenger RNA from Coprinopsis cinerea okayama7#130, 1497 nucleotides. RefSeq names its product aromatic-L-amino-acid decarboxylase. Bases 1 to 1497 code for a protein of 498 amino acids. The record is from RefSeq and is a predicted model, not a curated record. Gene Ontology annotation, molecular function: carboxy-lyase activity; pyridoxal phosphate binding. NCBI's taxonomy places the organism in Eukaryota, Fungi, Basidiomycota, Agaricomycetes, Agaricales, Psathyrellaceae. The transcript has 11 exons. Gene Ontology annotation, biological process: amino acid metabolic process.